Messenger RNA from Cephus cinctus (wheat stem sawfly), 1183 nucleotides. Its product is annotated as alpha-glucosidase. The record is from RefSeq and is a predicted model, not a curated record. The coding region runs from base 240 to 1097 and encodes 285 amino acids. Gene Ontology annotation, biological process: carbohydrate metabolic process. The transcript has 5 exons. NCBI's taxonomy places the organism in Eukaryota, Metazoa, Arthropoda, Insecta, Hymenoptera, Cephidae.
GACGUAAGGGGAGAAGAAAGGGAAAUGAGCAAAAAAAUAACAGUGAAAAAUGAAGUGACGGGUAGAGAACAUGAGGGGUAUAGACAUAUUAGAAAAAGAAGAGAUCAUGGAAUAAAGUGAAAACAAAAUUACCCUGAUAUUUUUGCCUAUGACUAUACUUAUGAAUCGAAGAGAAACUUCCGCUCUUGGUCAAUUUGAGCGUAGACGCUAUUUGGAUUUCUCCAGUCUAUCCGAGUAGAAUGAUCGAUUUUGGAUACGACAUUUCAGACUUCAGGGGCGUUGACCCAAUAUUCGGAACCAUGCAGGACUUCGAAAGUCUCGUAAAAACAGUCCAAAAGCUGUCGCUCAAAGUCAUCAUGGACUAUGUACCCAACCACACUUCGGACCAGCACGAAUGGUUCCAGAAGAGUUUAAAAAAUAUAGCGCCCUACAAUGACUAUUACGUAUGGCAUCCUGGAAAGAAGCUCGAUAACGGCACCGUGAAAGAACCAAACAAUUGGCUCAGUGUAUUCGGUGGUCCCGCAUGGACAUGGCGAGACGAAAGACAGGCUUAUUAUUUGCAUCAAUUUGAUACGUCCCAACCGGAUCUGAAUUUCUACAACGAGGCACUCGUGCAGGAAAUGAAGGACGUUCUUGUAUUCAUGUUGGACAAGGGAGUCAAUGGGUUCAGGGUCGACGCAAUACCUCAUCUCUUUGAGAACACCAGUUACCUGGACGAGCCGCUCAGUGGCAAUACAGACGAUCCGGAAAAUUAUGGUUACACCGAUCACAUCUACACGACCGAUCAACACGAGACUUACGAAAUGGUUAAACAGUGGCGUGACGUCAUUGACGCCUAUGACGCUGCUAAUGGGGUAACUCCCGUCAUAAUGACCGAGGUUUACACGAGCACGGAACUCACCAUGAAGUAUUACGAUUACGAAGCUCAUUUUCCAUUCAACUUUUGGUUCAUCGAGGAUCUGAAUGAAAAUUCGAGCGCUGCCGGUUAUAAGAAUAUCAUUGACACAUGGGUGAAUAAUAUGCCGUCAGGUGGCACUGCGAACUGGGUGGUCCAGGCUGGUUUCACGUUACGGCGAAAGCCUGGCCCAGGCUAUUAGCAUUAUGCUCCUGCUGCUUUCGGGAGUCAGCGUGGCCUAUAACGGCGAAGAGAUCGGUAUGGAGGACACGUGGAUAUCGUACGAAG